Alternaria atra is the source of this 6213-nucleotide messenger RNA. RefSeq lists its product as uncharacterized. Lineage: Eukaryota; Fungi; Ascomycota; Dothideomycetes; Pleosporales; Pleosporaceae. The transcript is spliced from 2 exons. Gene Ontology annotation, biological process: small GTPase-mediated signal transduction. Gene Ontology annotation, molecular function: small GTPase binding; guanyl-nucleotide exchange factor activity. Gene Ontology annotation, cellular component: cytoplasm; plasma membrane. The coding region runs from base 1 to 6213 and encodes 2070 amino acids. The record is from RefSeq and is a predicted model, not a curated record.
AUGCCGAGCUGGAGACCGCUCCCGCGCAUCGCGUUCGCAAUAUGCAUAUACCCCUUCCAGCCCUCGUCGCCCGCCGACCUGCCCCUCGAGAUCGGUGACGAGCUGUACAUCAUUGAGCAGGGUGGUCAGGAUGGGUCGUGGUAUCGAGGAUACUUGGUUGCGCCGCCCUCGCUGCUGGCCGGCUUGACGAGCGUGAAGGGCCAGACGCUCGAAGCACGCGUAUUCUCCGGCAUAUUCCCACGCGCGUGCGUUGAGGUGCGUGAGGUGCUGGGAGAGGGUAAGGAUACGGCGAGCCAAGAAGCUGCAAAUGAUUCGGGGCGUGCAAACCACUACGCGCAUCCGACCAACGGCAUCGUCACGCCCACCGAAAGCACACGUGCAACUUCUCCCUUUGCAAAAGGCUCCGGGCCCAAUGCGCGACGAGCCUCGAAGAGCGACACAGUCUCUGUGCUGCCUUCGUCCCUUUCCCGCCCGCUCUCACGACGCAAGUCUGCCAGAAAGCGCGCUGGCAGCACCCACUCGCAAUGGACCUCCCGCGAAGAACACCUCCAGCAGUUGAUGCUUCCUCUCUCGCCGAUAUCAGACCCGACCGCCCCCCGACCGCCCGCGCCAGUACCCAUGCUGAAGAUUGGUGACGAGACACCCACAUCAGCCCAAGAGCCAUUGGUCGACGAAAUCGCGUCCUGCCUCCGAGAAUGGCACUCCACAAAAGUACACGAACUGCUGCUAGCACGCAAGUACGGUUCGUUGGACAAGAUGUCAAGGCUAGUAAACCGCCUGGACACGGCCCGCCGCCAGCUGUUGCACAAGGUGCUCACAGCCAAAGAGCUGGAAAAGGUACGCGAAGCCACUGUCUGGGACCUCGUGGCAGGCAAUAAGAUGCUCUGUGGAGAUGUCAUCGUGCGCAGCCCCUCGCAGCGUGGCCGCAUCUUGACGGGCGACGACUCGGCCAUCGAAGUUACGAAACUGCAGUCGAUGAUGAGCCUGCUGGACAGCCGACCAACGGCUCAGGUCGAUGAGCACAACCUUCAUCAUUUGUUCGUCAGCCUGAAACAUGUCGUGGGAGACGUCGUACCAGGCGCGGCUCAAAUCAGCAUGUAUCUGUGUCUGAAGGCGCCAGGAUCAGCCCCACAACCGCUUUCAGAAGCAUACUCUUUCGAUUUGACUGGACGAGACGGAGCAGCCAUAUCCCUGAGCACCGACAAACUUCGCGCAUUGCUUGUAGACCUCAGUUUGACCGACAUUGGCGAAGGCGCAGGAUCGGGUACUACCUUGUAUCUCGUCUUCAGGCUGAUGACAAACGAGCCACUUCGCGCGGCGACUGCAGCAGAAAAGGCAGGCACGAGCAGGGACACAACACCAAACAAGGGGUCCACGGUGCAGCCCUCCCAACAAGGCAGCAUCAAGGGUGGCAGGCGCAGCGUCAUGUUCGGCUCUAAGAGGAAAGAAUCCACCAACUCCCGCCACACAGAAUCACGACACACAGACUCUUCGGAUGAACGCCGUCGCCCAAGCCUUGAACAGACCCGGUCACAAACGUCUGAUACGAGGCCAGGCUCGUCGGCAACAGCGAGUACACGAGCCCGUGCUCUGUCAAGGGACCAGAAGACAUUAAAGAGGUCUAUCGCAGUUGGUGUAGUGCCUGUAAAUCAGAUACUUCAAUCCGAGUCAGAGGCAGAUCAAACCGUCGAGAUGUACUGCACUGCCCCGGCUGGAGAGGACAUCUCAGAGAGCGAUGGUGGUUGGGACAGCGUGUUGCCAGAACUAUACCCAAGCGCCAGUGGCAAGUACAAGUUGAACGCACCCAUCAGUCGACUUACCAUACACCUAAAAGCCUUUGUCCAUGCCGACGCUGAGGGCCUCAUCGAGAAGAUUCCCACCAUGUUGCACAACAUCAGGCAAUGCCGGAAGAUUGGGUUCUCAGGUGCGCCAACCAAGCCACGCAGUGACAUUUACCUCACGCUUGUCGAGCCUUUCCUCCCAAAGAACGCAUUCCUGGCCCACCCAAAGACUGGCACUGUUCCACUAGUGCAGUCCUCUCCAAUGACUAACCUCCAGCUCACCAUCGAGGUCAGAAAAAGCUCUGGAGAGCGUAUCGAGGGGUGCAUCUACCCUUCAACUAACAGUGCAGGCCAUACAGCUUGGCGCACCACAGCAGCCCAGCGCGGCGAAGGCUGGAAUUCGACGAUACGGCUUGCCAUCGACCCCCAGGACGUUCCCGGGUCGCACUUAGUCAUGAGCGUUGCCGAUGCACCAGGAUUUCCAUUUGCCCUAUGUUGGAUGCCCCUUUGGAACCAAGAUGCCUUUGCUCGUGAUGGCGACCAUGCCUUAACCCUAUACAGGUACGACGAAUACACCUCGGGUAUGAUUGCUGGCAAGGGCGCAUACCUUGGCCUGCCAUGGAGUGCGAAGAAGAAGGACGAGCAUGUUAUGGGUCCAAUGGCAUCUGUCCACGUCAAGACUUUCCUGUGCAGUACACGGUACUCUCAAGACCCGACCAUCCUGGGUCUCAUAAAGUGGCAGGAGCAACCGCCAGGAGAGCUUGUAGGACUGCUGCGCCGCUUCAACUUUGUUCCGGAGAUUGAGAUCGUCAAGCUGUUGAGCGAAGUCUUCGACGCCCUCUUCGCCAUUCAAAGCCAUUACGCUGGUAGUGACGAAUACGAGGAUCUCGUCUUUAAUGCUGUCGUCAUUGUACUAGGCAUAGUACACGAUAGACGCUUCAACCUUGAGCCUCUGGUGGAUCAGUAUGCGCGGACCAAGGUAUUCCAUUCUCUUGUCACCUCGUGCCUGAUGCAAAGUCUUGGCCGACUUCUCGCCAAGCCUACAGAUUCUGAGAGCUCUCGACGACUGCGCGCAACUUUCAAGGUCGGCAAGCUCAUCAUGAAAUUCCUGGUCAACGCACGAGAAAAACAGAAAGCGAAAGAAGAGAGCAUUGGUAUAAAGGAUCGGACUCAGUUCAGCAAAGAGAUGAGGACCCUCUUUAAAUCGUUACAGGCGUUGAUGGAAAACCCUUCGCCUGUUCUCAUCGGCACCAAGACCCUCCUAGUACAGAACCUCCACUCGUGGCUUCCCGAACUUGACGGAUGUAUGCCGGCCACAGAGGUCUUCAAGCUUACGGCGGGCUUUGUUGACUCUUGCUCCGAAGUACAGGGAAAGCUCAUUCUCUACAAGCUUCUCCUGAUACACCACCUCUCUGACCUUCAGAUCUUCCGGUCUCCGGACGUACGUCGCAUGCUUUUGGCGAGUACUGUUCAGUGGUUAGCGCCAUACUGGGGUAGGGUGGAGACUGUCACCGACCAGUGGAAGGAUCAAGUUCGUCUCUGCUGUUCGGUAGUUGCAUCGCAAGUCGAGGAACUGGGAAAGGAAGCUUGCGAGUACAUGCCAAAGCUCGUAGACUCAUACCGCGCGAUUCAAGCUACCCCUCGACCGGCUAAGAAGACACUCUCGCUGCUUUUCCCUACGAGUUAUCCAUUUCAAUCACGGGCGGCGACCGCCGAAGCUCCGUUUGAUGAGGCCAUGGCUGAGAUAUCAGCUGUACUUGCCGCCAUGUCUAGCCUACCUACUCUCUUACAUCCGGAGCUGCCCAAGGAAGAAACUGCAGAGUUCCUCUUCUCGGUACUACAAGUCUACAUAUCUAUUCUGGAUUGCGAAGCUUACCCUAGCUCGUGGCUGAGUGUGCACAUCUACCAUCACAAAGCCACAAUGCGUGCAUUGGAGAAGCUGUUCAACAUCUUACACGACUCCUUUCUCCCUCUUCCCGACGAAGCGGAUAGCUUUAACACGGAGCUUUGGCGAGCCUUCUUCGAUGCGUUAUUGAAGCUAGUUGGUAGCGAUGCUCUUGCAUUAGAGACCUUUCCAGAGCAGAAGCGACGUGCCGUGUGGAAGAUUGCUGGCGAUGUUCGUGAGCAUGGCGCAGAUCUGCUACAACGCAGUUGGGAAGCGAUCGGUUGGGAGGCCAGUGCUGAGGACAAAGGCCAGUAUGGACUUGAGAAGAUGGGCGGCUUCCAAGUACAAUACGUACCAGGCCUUGUGGCACCCAUCGUCGAGCUUUGUCUCAGCGUACAUGAGGGUCUGCGCAGUGUAGCCAUUGAAGUGUUGCAAACUAUGAUCAUCAGCGAAUGGACGCUGAGCGAAGACCUUGCUCUCGUACAAGCCGAAAUGAUCGACUGUCUGGAUAAUCUCUUCAAAACGAAACACUUGACUGAGGCAGUUUUGCAAAAGCACUUCAUUCAGGAGCUAGUAGAACUGUUCGAACCUCUUGCCCAGGACCCAGAAGAACCGUUGCUUGCAGCUUUGAAGGACCUUAUCUCGACCAUCGAUGAACUGCUGGACCUCCUCGUUGCUGUGCAUAGCACAGACGCAACUGGCGAAGUCUUCCACAUUAUGGACACCUUACAUCUCAUGGAGUUCCUGAAAGACAUGCAGAAAGAAGACAUUUACAUCCGAUAUGUGCAUCAGUUGGUGGAAUUGCAGGUGGACGCGGGGAACUACACAGAAGCAGGUCUUGCGCUCAGAUUACACGCUGAGUUGUACGAGUGGGAUCCGAACUUGACCGUGGACCCGCUGACCGACCCCAAUAUGCCGCCACAGCCUGCGUUCGAGCGCAAAGAGCAGCUCUACUUCCAGAUGAUCGAUCAUUACGAAAACGGACAGUCAUGGAACAAUGCGUUGGCCGCCUAUACGGAGCUUGCGGCGCAGUACGAGUACAAUGUAUUCGACUUUGUUAAGUUGGCUCGCACACAGCAUGCAAUGGCGAAGAUUCACGAAAGUAUCGCAAAGGGGGAACGCUCAAAUCCACGUUACUUCCGGGUAGUAUACAAAGGCCUAGGGUUUCCACCGGGACUUCGGGAUAAGCAGUUCAUCUUUGAGGGAUCACCUAACGACCGGUUGGCAUCUUUUACGGAUCGAAUGCAACAGCAACACCCCUCAGCGCAAAUCGUCAACCCAGGCGGAGAGCAAGACCUGGAGGGCCAGUACUUGCAGAUUUACCCUGUAAGCCCACAGAAAGACCUUACUCAUCCGAUUUAUCAACGAGCAAAGGUGUCUCAAUCCGUCAAAGACUACUAUUUGCUGUCUCGUCCAUCGCACUUCACGUCAGCAUCUCGCCGGUCGCCGUCUGCUCACAACGCAAGAGACGCAGCAGCAGAAAAGACGCUCUACACCACAGCAGAGAGCUUCCCCACAAUCUUGCGAAGAAGCGAGAUAGUAGCGGUUGGCACGGUGACACUGACACCGUUGCAAAUGGCCAUUGAACGAACCUCGCGCAAGACCGGAGAACUUCUUGCUAUUGAGAAACGAAUCACGGAUGGCGACGAUACUACGUUCAAUACACUGACCCAAGAACUCAUGUACGCUGUGGACACCAACUCCCGGGAUUGUGUUGCGAAUUACCAUAAUCUGUUCCCUCCUCCGGGCGAAGAGGAUGAAGAAGAUGGUGAAAACGGACGAAUGCCCAAUCCGCUAGAGAACGGCUUGCGGGUUGCGCUGAUUGACUAUGCUCUUGUCAUUCGUCGCUGCCUUUCAUUGUAUGUGAGGCCUGCUCAGCAAGCCACCAAGUCAGACCUCACGCAGCGUUUCGAGUCAGCCUUCUUUCGCGAACUGUCAACGCUACUACCACCGAACAUGGCCCCAACAUUGCGCUCGCCUACCGGGUCAUGGCUCGCGGCAGCCACAUCUCGCUCUCAGAUAGCAAGUCCGACGCCCGACGAGCCUCAAGUCAAUGGCGAUAGGGGAGCCUCGCCGGUUCUCAACGGCCGGACUUCACGCCAAGACAAGAAGCGACUUAGUUUGGCCUUUCUGACAAAAGAAUUCCUCAUGGGCGAGCCCGAGAAGGAGAAGGAGAAGGAGACGAAAUCCGAAAAGGCCUCGGCCGACGACGACACAUGUACAACGGUGUCGUCACGAAGUCGCAGCAAGGAGACUCAUAGCAGGAAUCGCUUGAGCUUGGGUUUCCUCAACCAUACGCCAAGCUCACCGCAGCCAGAGGCAUUGCCGAGCUUCCCCAGCCAGGCACCAGCAAAUCGAAGCGAAGGCAGCCUCCAGCGACAACCCAGCCAGAAGCGGCCAGAAACGAUCAAGAGCCAAAAGAGCGACAGGUCGCUGUCCUCACGAACUGACAGCGUAAAAAAAAGGCUCAGCUUCAUGAACAUGUCGAAGAAGAGUAGUAAGAGCAGUGUCAGGGGACGCGUUGAUGAUACCCUGGUGGAGGAGUAG